Molecule: messenger RNA, 1860 nt
Organism: Eimeria tenella
Lineage: Eukaryota; Apicomplexa; Conoidasida; Eucoccidiorida; Eimeriidae
Exons: 3
Biological process (GO): regulation of transcription by RNA polymerase II
Cellular component (GO): SWI/SNF complex; nucleus
Molecular function (GO): transcription coregulator activity
Source: RefSeq, a predicted model, not a curated record
CUGAGGCACCCGGCAGCAGCUGCUGCAGCAGCAGCAGCAGCUGCUGCUGCUGCUGCCCCGCUUGGUGCUGCUGCUCCGGGCGCGGGAGCUGGGGCAGCAGCUGCUGUCGGAGCAGCUGCAGCGGACGAUACGCUGCUGCGGAAAGAAGCAGAAGCUGCAGCAGCAGCUGCUGCUGCUGCUUCUGAAGCCUCCAUCUGGCAACAGCAGCAGAGAGGAGCAGCAGACACAGACGGCUGUAGACUAAUUUCGGGACAGGGACAUGGCCGGCGGGGCACCUUCGAUGAACAUCAGCAGCAGCAGCAGCAGCAGCAGUUCUAUGCGUCCCAGCAGCAGCAGCAGAAAGAGCACAGACACCAGCUCCUGCAACAGCAGCAGAUGCUGCAGCACGUUCAGCAGCAGCAGCAGAUUCUACCGGAAGCAGGCCCCAAGAGAACAGAGGACAGAGGGCUUAGUAAGGGCAAUGCACCCCCAGCAGCAGCAGCAGCAGCAGCAGCGGCAGCGGCAGCAGCACCUGCAGCAGCAAUUGCAAGUCCGCAGCUGAGUUCUUCAAAGCACCAGGGCCUCUUUGGCUUCAGCCACCGGCUGCUGCACCCAAUAGACAAGAGCGGGUCCCACAUCAAGCGCCAGCAGCAGCAGCAGCAGCAGCAGCAGCAGAGUCCGGCGCCCGAGCCCACGAGCCUCCUUCGCCGCGGAGGGAGUUUUGCAGCGGCGUGUCUGCACAGCGGAGCCCUCCUGCGUUCGCGCAGCUCCCUGCAGCAGCAGCAGCAGCAGCAUCAGCAGCAGCAGCAGCAGCAGCAGCAGCAGCUGGAGUUUCCUCCGGUGGUGAAGCACUCGCACGCGCACCAGCAGACGCAGAAGGCGAGCGGCGCAGCAGCAGCAGCAGCAGGGGGCCCCGAGGAGGAAGCAGUGGUGGAGGACGGGGAGGGCCUCGGGCAGCUGCACCUGCAGCUGCUGGGGCCCCGGCGGCGGUUUGCGCUGAAGCUGCUGGAGAUCGACAAGACUGAAGAGAGCCGGCUGAAGUACCGGACGCACAGCGUGCUGCAGGAGGGUUUGCAGCUGCGGGGACUUUGCUGCCAGCUGUGGGGUUCGCGGGCCGCAGCAGCAGCAGCAGCAGCGCGGCGGAGCGGGCGGGGGCUGAGCGCGGGGGAGGCGCUGCUGCUGCAGCAGCUGGCGGCGCUGCGGCGCGGCGCGCCCGCGGCGCACCCCGAGCUGCUGCUGCUGCAGCUGCAGCAGCUGCAGCAGCAGCAGCGCGCGCCCGAGCUGCUGCAGCCCGCCAAGCAGCUCCCCGUGCCGCGCUACUUCUGGACGGCGCGCGGCCUAGCAGCAAACGGCAGCAGAGUCCUGGGCGUGGCCAUGGAACGCAUAGAAGGCCGCACGCUGACGCAAGUGCUGCAGCAGCUGCGGGCCCCCUGCCGCGCUGCUGCUGCGCUGCUGGCGCUGGAGAUCUGCAUCAAGUUCGUCCGCAGCCAGCGCGUCCUCGCCUGCGAGCUCGAGAGGCCCCUCAUCAACUGGGACACAAAGCCCGGCAACGUGUUAGUUGAACUCUCCAGGUCUGCUGCUGCGCUGCACUGCAUGCGCUGCGUCAUCAUAGACCUGGGCGACGCGCUGCCGGGGCCCCGCUUCCGCUUCCCCACGCGGCAGCAGCCGGGGGCCCCCCCCAGCUACGUGAUCUGCACCAAAGGCAGCUGCAGCCCGGAGUGCGCAGUGCUGGUCUUUCUGCUCGCCAGCAGCAGCAAAAGCGACGCCUUCCGCCGCACUUGGUACGGCCACGCCGACCUCAGGCUCAUGCUCAGGGCCAAGAGGGAGCGCCUGCAGCACAGGUGGCACAAGCUGCAGCAGACCGGCGUCCUCCGCCGCAGA